CAUCUUGAUGAGGAAAUUUUAGAAAAAUUGAUUGCGGCUUCAACAAAACCUCAAGUCACCAGCGGUGGUCAAUGGUCUGGUCAAGAAAAAGGAACAAACCAAAUUUUCUCCAAAAAAGGGAAAGCAUAAGACUUCUUAGGCCAAGACUUAAAUAAAUAUGAGAUGAAAAAAAAGGAAAAGGGAGAUUACGCAAUUGGGAGGCGCUACAUCAACCUAACCUAGGCAAAAUUGGCUUACAUCUAAUAAAUAUUAAGUGAUUUCUUGACUUAAGGAGGAGCAAACAAUGAUGUAAGUGUUAAAUGAAGGUAUAUAAACCAUGUAAAAUUAGGGAAGUGGGAGGAGGUGAGAGAUAGACAGCUUCACAGUUUGUCUGUUUGUCUUUUGUCUGGCUGGCCCAGUGCUGUCCAUUUACUUUUGGCUGCAAUAAACUCUUUUGCUAUUUCAGUGCUUGAGUAGUUAUUGAUUUUGUUUUGGAAAUUUGGCAUAGUACACAACAAAUUUGCCACGACAUAUUGGCGUUGUCGGCAUAGGAUACCCCGGCUGGUCGUUGCAGCCCCUCGGGGGUCGGCGACCCUACGCAGUCAGCGGAACUGCCGGCAAUAGGAACAAGACUAACGCAGCAACUCACGAAGGAACAAUUAACAAGAAAGAACUUCAAUCAGCAGAAAUAGGAGACUGGGUAUAUAUCAAAGUAUUUAAAAGAAAACACUGGGCACAAGGUCGCAGAGAAGGACCAUACAAGGUGGUACUUGCUACUCCAACAGCCAUCAAAGUAGAAGGUAAAGAGCACUGGUAUCACUUAAAUUACUGUUGCAAGGCAAAAGGUCCUAGAGACCUCCAAGCUCCACCAAAGGACAUAGAAAUCCCGUCGAGAGAAAACAAUUAUUUCAACGACGAUGACAGUGAAAAUGAAGAACAUGGUCCAGCACACCGUACCCGAGCACGAGUAAAAGCCACACAACCAACAGCUUUAUAAAGAAAGUGGAAAAAUUCCACAACUCUGUCAAAUUAGGAUCUAAACAGCUACUAGAAAUUAUUUGGACAUUUGUAACCAUACACAACAUACACAACCACACAGUAAAACACAGUAAAUCCACCACAAUGCGACAGCAAAGCAGACUAAAUCAUGCUAACAUACAUGCAUUAACAUUAGCAAUGGGUUUUAUGUUUGGAACUGUCAUCAUGAUAAGAAUAUUGUAUAUAGUACUAACAAACCCAGAACCCUUAAACCCGACCCGCAAUGACUAUCUACCAAACAUGAGUUAUCGAUAUAAGCGUGCCGCUAAUAUGACUCGCAACCGCAUUACCAUUCCAUACACCAUCAAAAAGAGCAUAAACACCCGCAACAACAUAGUUAUUAAUUUGGAUUCUAGAAAAUUGAUCCACCUAAAGGAAACACUCCAUCAACAUGUAGAAUGUGGAAUGGCUAUGCUAGUCCUAGGAAAUGGAAAAACCAUGGUGUCACCUUACAAAACACUAGUUGCUACAUACCAAGCCCAAAGGUACAAUCACUAUAUAUCAUUGUCAUUAGAAACUAAUUUCUUUAUUAUGACUGGUAAACCUAAAGACAAACGAUGUCUAGGUUGGAAAAAUGAUAUAGACGGCCAGAUUUACACCUUAAUAAAUUCCAAUACCUUAACUGCAGAAAAAGGAAUUAAAGACUCAAUAACCAUUCAAUUCAAUUUUCAAUGCAUCAAAGUCGGAUGUUGGCCUUUCGCUGAAACCAGCAACAACAACUCUAAGAAUAUACCACCCGCACACUAUGCCUUUACUGUAUUCAGGCUAACAGCAUAUCAACUGGUAACCGAUGUCAUCACAUCUCCAAAAGCGCAUAAUGCACACACUUACCAACAGGAGAGUCUAUAUAAACAAUGGCUAACAUACAGUGCCCUUAGUGUAACUAAUGAAACAUGCAUUGUAUGUCACGAAAGAAACAAUCGUCCUUUACUAGUUAAACCCACUAGAGGGCUAGAUGAAUGCUCUCAACCUCCCUACAACACAAAAUUUCUAUGCCCAAUCGCUUGUCUGCUCGGAGCAGCGGCCAAACCAGCUGGUGCUGAAUGGAUGCGAAAUUUAAGUACUAGCUGCACUUACUCACCAUUGGACACUUUAGAAGAAGCACAUCCUACUGUAUACAUAAAAGGCACAACGUCUUUACCAUUGUGCCUAUGUUCCAAUGGGCUAAUUCCAGUGGGAAAUGCGUCUAAGCAGUGUGAAUCUGUAAUGGACACCCGUAACACCCUAAUUGCGACUAGCACUAUAUGUAAUAGGAAAUUAGACUACUCAUGCACGGAAUCAAGUAAAGCCUUUUUAAUAAUACCAAGCUUACACAGGGGUACCCGACCGCUAGCUGAUAUCUUUUGGUAUUGUGGAGAAAACCAGAUGCAUCAAACAUUACCAGAUGGAUGGUAUGGUUGUUGUGCACCUGUUUUGUUAGAAGGUAAAGUGCAAAUAAUACAGUUUGACUGGUCCAGACUACGACACAAACGCGACACUGAUGAUUGGACGCAAUACUUACUUACAGACAAUACUAGCGUCUUACAAAUUCAAAAAUGGGCACCUGAUCCAAAUGUUAAAAUCGAUUGGUCUGGAACUCCAGUAGGGAUUCCAGAGGAACACAUCAUAAUGGAUAUGACAGGAACAGGACUCACAACUGGCAUAUUUCCCUGGUUUCAAAUUGUACGUAAUACUAAAUGGAUUAAUUAUGUAUGGUACAAUCAACAACGAUUUAUCAAUUAUACUAUCUCUGCUUUAGACUUGGUUAAAGGACAAUUGCAUGCUACCACACUCAUGGCAGUACAAAAUCGAUUUGCCAUAGACAUGAUGAGAGCCCCAAAUGAAGGAGUAUGCGAGUUAAUAGGAACCUCAUGCUGUACACAAAUCCCCCUACACACUGGCCCACAUGGAGCUCUAACGUUAGUUAUCGAAAGAAUGAAAGCCCUACGAGAUGAACAUGUAAAAAAUACUAUUGAAACACAUACAACAUGGACACCAUGGUUCUUCUCAACUGACUGGAAAGCAUACUUAAUCAGAAUAGGUACCAUGAUAGGAAUAAUCCUAUUAGCCACAUUACUAAUAAUCUGUUGUGUUAUACCCUUAAUAAGGAGGUUAAUUAGUAAACUCGGAAGUACUUUACUAGGACAAUACGUAAUGUCAAUACAUGAAACGGAAACGCAUGAAUUACAUGAAUCACCUAUUGAACAUAGCUAUGAAACCAUACCUAGUGGGAGGACUAGCAUGGUCAUGGAAAGAGUAGAGGAGAGCACACUGUAAACAAAUAACCAUGUAAAUAUACAUAUAAAAGAAUUUUCACACAUAUAGACAAAAUAUUGAUGGAACUAUAAACCUGAUGAAAUGUAAACUCUUGAUUGAACUUGUGAACUUUUAUUAUGAAAUUGUUUAGUAUUUAUGUAGUUUAGUGUGUGCAGGACCAGAACUUUAUCAUGGCGACAGGAGGCAGAGACUGCCAUCUCACUGUUGACAUGUUCAUACAUGAGUUGAUCCACAAAGAAUGCCAAAAUGUGGGAGGAGAUGCCAUAUGCUACGUCUGCCAACAAGCAAGACUACAUCGCUCUGACACAAGUUUUGCACCUUGGAGAGGACAAUACACACCGGAUCGUAGCCUUACAGAGUUGAAACAAUGGACUACGGUGCAUGAGCUCCUUCGGCCUACUGAACUCCUACUUGACUUUGUAAAUCUAAUAUUGAAUCGAGACACGUGGGUAAACCGUAAGACUGUAACAAGAUACUUCAUAAAGACCACUCCUGAACUAUGCCUUACCACAACUCAAUGGUACUGCGUACGAACAGUAUCUGUCUCUAAAUAUAAUGAGACAGAAAAUUAUCAAGUAUACUUAAUCUCGGAAGACAUUCGUCAAUACUGGACAUUUAACGUUGUCUCUUUCUCAAUCAACGAUUUUGAGCUAUGGAACUCUAACCCAAAGCAACAAGCCUGGUUGGCAAACCUGCCAACAACCUCCCCAAAUAGAACAUUCACACGGGAUAACUCUGAUCUGUACUAUACCAAUAAAAACAAAGCGGACUAUGGAUGCAUAAAAAACAUUUGGUCAACGCACGUAAGCAACUUGCCAACCUGGAUGCAUAAACGCUAUCGUCGCUACCAACAAUAUCGUACUCGGCAGGAACCAUGCCGACUUUAGAAACCAUAAACUCCUGGUCCAUAAAAAAAUUUCAUAUAAAUGUAAAUUCACUGUAAUCAAGUCAGGUAUUAAUGAUUUUACUUUAUAAUCAUUUUUUGAUUUUUGUCUUAAUGUUUUAUUUUGAAUAUUUGAUAUCUGAUAUUUCGGUGGUUUACAACUGGUUAUGUGCUAUAAUGAUCUGUGUUCAUUACUAUUGAGUCCUCUGACCAGAUGCCAAUGCAUUGUCGAGUGCUAAGCCACUGGCAGGGUAGGAAUUUUUCCUCAAAUUUAGUCCAUGAGGUUUUUUCGCCUACCCCUGAGCAGAGAACCUAAAAUUAGCUAUAAUUUCUCCUGAUUACAAGGUAGAGACCACAAGGUCUAUCCGAGAAAGGCAAGAAAAAGUAGCAAUUGUUAAAAGUAUCAAUGCUAUCAUAAAUGUGUUAAUAAUCUAGAACUUGUUACUAGAGCUCCUCCUUAAUCAUGGAAUAGGCGGGAAUAGGCGGGAAUGUGAAAAAAAUUGAGUAAAGCCAUAUUCAUGGCUUUCAGGGGGGAAUGUGGAAAAAAAUUAUUAAACUAUAAUUGAAGUUGAGUGGAAGGUACCAAAUACCCAGAAGGCCUUAGUUCAAGAGGCCUUAAUCCUCGCAGCCUGCACAACAAAUUGAGGAAGUGAGAAAAACAUGCAGGCAGAAGGCAGGAGUUAGAUAAUAGAGCAAUAAGAUAAGAAAACUAACAUCAGGAAAAAUAAUAACCUGUAAUCUUUAAUAAUAAUACUAAUAAUAUUUACUACGUUUACGCUUAAGAUGAUUAACGAUGGUUGGGUAAUGUAAAUUAAAGAAAAUGUGCAAAGUGUGACCCAAGAACAACCCGUACACACAGAGUGCAAGAAGUUGUGCAACUUUAAUGGAAUGGAAAAUUCAGAAAGUGCAGGCAGUGAUC
Molecule: messenger RNA, 5075 nt
Organism: Clarias gariepinus (North African catfish)
Lineage: Eukaryota; Metazoa; Chordata; Actinopteri; Siluriformes; Clariidae
Exons: 2
Coding region: 1102-3273 (723 amino acids)
Source: RefSeq, a predicted model, not a curated record